Paramuricea clavata is the source of this 1205-nucleotide messenger RNA. Lineage: Eukaryota; Metazoa; Cnidaria; Anthozoa; Malacalcyonacea; Plexauridae. The record is from the annotation of a GenBank genome assembly.
AUGUAUAGUGAUGAUUUAGAAACAUUUUCGGGAUCUGCAAGUGAGACCAGUGAGAGUGACAGCACUGAUAGAAGUCAUGUUGAACAACAGUCCACGUCGGCAACAUCUGCAAAACCGAGAAAACGUAAGUGUCCACCACGGAAACGGGUGUUUAAGGACAAUUGGCUGCAAGUCACCGAGUUCAAGAACUGGCUUAGUAAGAAAACGGCACCAAGCGGGGAAAUGAAACCCUUCUGUAAACUUUGCACGAAUUGGCUCACUUGUUCUAUGACCGCUAUUAAACGACAUGCUGCGAGCCAAAAACAUCAAGCAAGGAUAAAGAUGUCCGCGACAACUGGCUCCAUCGCCCAACUAAUGCGUCAAACAACAAACUCUGAUGCGACGACUUCGAUGGAAAUAAAAUUAUGUGCGUUUAUUACCCAGCAAAACUUGCCAUUGUCAAUAUCGGAAGACAUAGUCGAACUACUUCGAUCUCUUUUUCCAAAUGAUGCUGCGUUAAGUUAUUUAAAACUUGGAAAGCAGAAGGCCACGAACAUCGUUCGCCAAGUGCUCGGUUUUGAUUACCUCUAGGAAAGGGUGGCAUUGUUGCGAUCACGAAAGUUUAGUGUAAUCAUCGAUGAAGCAACGGACAAAAGUGUCAAAAAGCAACUGGCCAUCAUUGCUACGUUUUUUGACAUUGAGAAGUGCUAGUCUGCGAAGAGUGCGUAAACCGACUACUUGAACAGUUCGAAGCGUUGACCCGCUAUUUCACCUUGACAGCCAACGAAGACCCAUCACACUCAAACGAUCGCAUUUUGGCAUCAUUACAGAAUCGUUUUACCCAGGCGUAUCUGGAGUUCUUAAGCUAUCAACUCGAGCGUCUUAAUGCAUUUAACAGAUUGUUUCAGAGCGAGCGUCCUCUCCUCCACAUGCUAAAACCAGAAAUAGAAAGCCUUAUCAAGUCAAUUGCCUGUGACUUUAUGAAAAUCGACAUCGUAAAGUCAACGUCGCCAAACAAGCUAAACCCAACUGACGUCAACCAACACGUACCAUUAAGCGAGACCUACGUUGGCCUUGGAGCGACGGCUACUAUCCACGAAAUUGCUAGCGUGGCAGGGAAAGCUGAUGUUGAUAACUUCCUAACGACCUGUAAGAAUUUUCUCAUCGAGAGCAUUCUACAAAUCCAAAGUCGAUUUGACUUAGAUGAUCCACUCAAGAUCCGCUGA